Messenger RNA from Chanos chanos (milkfish), 5022 nucleotides. Its product is annotated as scavenger receptor cysteine-rich type 1 protein M130-like. The coding region runs from base 1 to 5022 and encodes 1673 amino acids. Gene Ontology annotation, cellular component: membrane. The transcript is spliced from 24 exons. The record is from RefSeq and is a predicted model, not a curated record. Lineage: Eukaryota; Metazoa; Chordata; Actinopteri; Gonorynchiformes; Chanidae.
AUGACUGAUGCUGCAGUGGUGUGUAGAGAGCUGGACUGUGGGGAGGCUGUAGCAGUAUUGCAUAAUGCUCAUUUUGGAGAGGGAUCAGGACCAAUCUGGAUGGAAAAUGUGGCCUGCACUGGGUCAGAGUCUACACUGAAGAACUGUACAUCAGCAGGAUGGGGCAAACAUAACUGUCUCCAUUCUGAAGAUGCUGGAGUCAUCUGCUCUGGUCAUGUGACCAGACUAGUUGACGGAUUUAACUUGUGUUCUGGGAGACUAGAGCUUCUACGUGGAAACAAAUGGGGCACAGUGUGUGAUGCUGCCUUUGACCAGCAGGAUGCAGAGGUUGUGUGUCGAGAGUUGGGCUGUGGGGCUCCUGGAGAAAUUCUGGGAGGAGCAGCUUUUGGCAGAGGGGAGGGCCAUGUGUUGUCAGAUGAGUUUGAGUGUGGAGGAAAUGAAUCUGAGAUUUUCCUUUGUCCAAAAUCACCUUCACAAAAGGAAAACUGCUCUCGCGAUAAUGAUGUGGGUCUUACAUGCACAGCUUACACAGAGUUCAAACUAGUUGGAGGCCUUGACUCCUGUGCUGGUCGAGUUGAGCUACAGUACCUGGAUGAGUGGGGCACAGUGUGUGAUGUAUCAUGGGACAUGAGAGCUGCCAGUGUCCUCUGUAGACAGCUGAAUUGUGGGAGUGCUCUGGGCAUCGUGGGAUCGGACCAUUUUGGAGAGGGGAGUGGCCACAUUUGGUCUGAUGUGUUUGAUUGCCAGGGGAAUGAGACCCACCUGUCAGAAUGUGUCAUCUCUUCAUGGAGUCGAGCUUCAUGUACUCAUGAACAGGAUGUUGGAGUCAUCUGCUCUGAUUCCUCAAAGUCUCUUCAGGAUGGCAUGCUGCGGACCAUUGGAGAGAGAGAAUGUGAGGGAGAAGUUGAGGUUUAUUACCAUCAGGCCUGGAGGAGAGUUCUGUUCAUCUCUUUUGGUUUCCCUGAAGCCUCUGUGGACUGCAGACAGUUGGGUUGUGGCUCUGUGGUAAAGUUCUGGACCUCCUCUCCAUCCAGCAUCAAAGGCACUGAACUGUGUAUAACAGAUUUUUCAUGCUCUGGGAAUGAAGCUCAUAUAUAUCAGUGCAGAAUCAUUGCUGGCAAAGUCUGCAGUCACAGUCAAUAUGCGUCAGUCAUCUGCUCUGGUGAGACACUCAUGUCCCUCAGGCUGGUGGGUUCUGGGAGUGACUGUGCAGGGAGACUGGAGAUUUUCCACAAAGACUCAUGGGGAACAGUGUGUGAUGAUUCCUGGGAUAUUGAGGAUGCCCAGGUUGUGUGCAGACAGCUCCAGUGUGGAGAGCCCCUGAGUGCCCCAGUUCCAGCCUGGUUUGGUCCUGGAACUGGACCCAUAUGGCUGGAUGAGGUGGAGUGCCUGGGGAACGAGACGUCCCUGUUGAGUUGUUCUUCAAAGAGAUGGGGACAACAUGACUGUGGACACAAUGAGGAUGUGGGAGUGGUGUGUUCAGAGUUCAAAGAGGUCAGACUUACUGAAGGCUGCUCAGGGAACCUGGAGGUAUUUUAUAAUGGGACCUGGGGUAAUGUCUGCAUGAACCAGAUGGACUCAGACACAGCCUCUUUAAUCUGCCAAGAGCUGAACUGUGGAAAGAGUGGCAGUGUUGACUGGGCCAGACCAAGAGUGGCUUCAGCUCCAAACUGGCUUGAUUCAAUGAAAUGCAGACCACAUGACGUCACUCUGUGGCAGUGUCCAUCUUCACCCUGGGGUCAGAAUGAAUGCACUGAUGUUGAAGUGGCUCAAAUUACCUGUUCAGACCGUCUACCCCUCAGACUGAUGGGAGGAGAGGGCCAGUGUUCUGGGAGGCUGGAGGUUUAUCAUAACGGUACCUGGGGCUCAGUCUGUGAUGAUCUGUGGGACAUGAGGGAUGCUCAGGUGGUGUGCAGAGUGGAGUGCAGAGGCAGUGAGAUCCAGCUGUGGGACUGCUCUCUCUCCCUGAAGAACCACACUGACUGUUCCAAAGAGAGACACGCCAAGGUCACCUGUACAGCAGUUGUUACCAGAUGGACCACGACCUCAAAGACUCCAGCUCCACGUCAUUCUGUUCCCUCAGCUGUGUUCCUGGUUCUAGGAACACUGUUCCUACUGCUGAUGGUGCUUCUGGUUGUGAUGUUUUACCAGAAUAGAGUGAUGAGGAGAGCCCUUACCAAGAGGAGACGCAUGACUGUGUCUGAAGUGGUCUAUGAGGAGAUUAAUGACAGAUUCAUCACUAAAAGAAGCAGUAACACUGUUCAGAGGGGGGGAAAUGAGGAUGAGGUUACACCAGAGGAUUAUGAUGAUGUCAAGUCUGUUGGAGAUGUUCAGCAAAAUGUUCAGAUGGAGGUUCUUCAUGAGGGACAGUGGGGCACGGUUUGUUCUUUUUCUUGGGGUAUGACUGAUGCUGCAGUGGUGUGUAGAGAGCUGGACUGUGGGGAGGCUGUAGCAGUAUUGCAUAAUGCUCAUUUUGGAGAGGGAUCAGGACCAAUCUGGAUGGAUAAUGUGGCCUGCAGUGGGUCAGAGUCUACACUGAAGAACUGUACAUCAGCAGGAUGGGGCAAACAUAACUGUCUUCAUUCUGAAGAUGCUGGAGUCAUCUGCUCAGGUCAUGUGACCAGACUAGUUGAUGGAUUUAACUUGUGUUCUGGGAGACUAGAGCUUCUACGUGGAAACAAAUGGGGCACAGUGUGUGAUGCUGCCUUUGACCAGCAGGAUGCAGAGGUUGUGUGUCGAGAGCUGGGCUGUGGGGCUCCUGGAGAAAUUCUGGGAGGGGCAGCUUUUGGCAGAGGGGAGGGCCAUGUGUUGUCAGAUGAGUUUCAGUGUGGAGGAAAUGAAUCUGAGAUUUUCCAUUGUCCAAAAUCACCUUCACAAAAACAAAAUUGCUCUCACCAUAAUGAUGUGGGACUUACUUGCAGGGCUUACACAGAGUUCAAACUAGUUGGAGGCCCUGACUCCUGUGCUGGUCGAGUUGAGCUGCGGUACCUGAGUGAGUGGGGCACAGUGUGUGAUGCAUCAUGGGACAUGAGAGCUGCCAGUGUCCUCUGUAGACAGCUGAAUUGUGGGAGUGCUCUGGGGGUCGUGGGGUUGGACCGCUCUGGACAGGGGAGUGGCCACAUUUGGUCUGAUGUUUUUGAUUGCCAGGGGAAUGAGACCCACCUGUCAGAAUGUGUCAUCUCUUCAUGGAGUCGAGCUUCAUGUUCUCAUGAACAGGAUGUUGGAGUCAUCUGUUCUGAUUCCUCAAAGUCUCUUCAGGAUGGAAUGCUGCGGUUGAUUGGAGAGAGAGAAUGUGAAGGACAGGUUGAGGUUUAUUUCCGUCAGGUUUGGAGGAGAGUUCUGAUGGACUCUUUUGGUUUCUCUGAAGCCUCUGUGGUCUGCAGACAGUUGGGUUGUGGCUCUGCUGUAAAGUUCUGGACCUCCUCUCCAUCCAGCAUCAAAGGCACUGAAGUGUGUAUAACAGAUGCUGGGUGCACUGGGAAUGAAGCUCAUGUAUUUCAAUGUAGAGGCAAUCCUGGUGCAGACUGUAGUCAUUGUCAAUAUCUGUCAGUCAUCUGCUCUGGUGAGACACUCAUGUCCCUCAGGCUGGUGGGUUCUGGGAGUGACUGUGCAGGGAGACUGGAGAUUUUACACAAAGACUCAUGGGGAACAGUGUGUGAUGAUUCCUGGGAUAUUAAGGAUGCCCAGGUUGUGUGCAGGCAGCUCCAGUGUGGAGAGGCCCUCAGUGCCCCAGUUCCAGCCUGGUUUGGUCCUGGAACUGGACCCAUAUGGCUGGAUGAGGUGGAGUGCCUGGGGAAUGAGACAUCCCUGUUGAGUUGUUCUUCAAAGAGAUGGGGACAACAUGACUGUGGACACAGUGAGGACGUGGGAGUGGUGUGUUCAGAGUUUAAAGAGGUCAGACUUACUGAAGGCUGCUCAGGGAACCUGGAGGUAUUUUAUAAUGGGACCUGGGGUAAUGUCUGCAUGAACCAGAUGGAUUCAGACACAGCCUCUUUAAUCUGCCAAGAGCUGAACUGUGGAAAGAGUGGCAGUGUUGACUGGGCCAGACCAAGAGUGGCUUCAGCUCCAAACUGGCUUGAUUUAGUGAAAUGCAGACCACAUGACGUCACUCUGUGGCAAUGUCCAUCUUCACCCUGGGGUCAGAAUGAAUGCACUGAUGUGGAAGUGGCUCAAAUUACCUGUUCAGAAGAAAAAAGUUUGAAUGCACGAAGUCAUUUGACAUGUUCAGCAUCUACAGCCCAGAGGCCAUGUUCAGACCGUCUACCCCUCAGACUGAUGGGGGGAGAGGGCCAGUGCUCUGGGAGGCUGGAGGUUUAUCAUAACGGUACCUGGGGCUCAGUCUGUGAUGAUCUGUGGGACAUGAGGGAUGCUCAGGUGGUGUGCAGGCAGCUGGGCUGUGGUCAGGCACUGAGGGCUGAUGGGAGUGUUGUCUCUGGUCAUGGAGAGGACACUGUGUGGCUGAGUAGAGUGGAGUGCAGAGGCAGUGAGAUCCAGCUGUGGGACUGCUCUCUCUCCCUGAAGAACCACACUGACUGUUCCAAAGAGAGACACGCCGAGGUCACCUGUACAGAUCAGUCCUCUCUACCUGAAGCCACCACAGUUGUCACCAGACGGACCACGACCUCAAAGACUCAAUCUCCAGCUCCACGUCAUUCUGUUCCCUCAGCGAUAUUCCUGGUUCUAGGAACGCUGCUCCUACUGCUGGUGGUGCUUCUGGUUGUGAUGUUUUAUCAGAACAGAGCAAUGAGGAGAGCCCUUUCCAAGAGGAAACACAUGACUGUGUCUGAAGUGGUCUAUGAGGAGAUUAAUGACAGAUUCAUCACUAAAAGAACCAGUAACACUGUUCAGAGGGGGGGAAAUGAGGAGGAGGUUACACCAGAGGAUUAUGAUGAUGUCAGGUCUGUUGGAGAUGUUCAGCAAAAUGUUCAGAAGAUGGAAUAUGAAAAUGUGGUGGAAGAAACUCUCAAAGGUGAGAGAAAACUCUCUGAAGAUUACAUCAACACAACCGAAGCGACCAAGUAA